Messenger RNA from Bufo bufo (common toad), 2794 nucleotides. RefSeq names its product tetraspanin 5 (gene TSPAN5). The record is from RefSeq and is a predicted model, not a curated record. Lineage: Eukaryota; Metazoa; Chordata; Amphibia; Anura; Bufonidae. The transcript has 8 exons. Gene Ontology annotation, cellular component: membrane. Bases 375 to 1181 code for a protein of 268 amino acids. Gene Ontology annotation, biological process: regulation of vascular endothelial growth factor signaling pathway; protein localization to plasma membrane; protein maturation.
GGCUUUCCGUCUCUGCUAUCGGUCUGGACCAUCUACAUCACCCGGGAAGGCGGGACGGACGAGGAUUAAGCUGUCACACGGGGCAUAACAUGAAGUGACGUGCACUCUGCAUGGAUCAGUGACAGGCAGUGUGGGGACAGCCGCUGCACAUACCGCUUCCCUCCCAUAAUAACGCAAGGAUGAUGCAUUCUCUCCAGUGUGCACACACGGCAGUACCGCUGUACGGGCUCUGACGGAGGCGCCCCUCACACCAAUACACGGAGCACACCGGGCUACAGGCCUGGCACCACUGCCUCCAGCUGGCUCCCUCCCGGGCUCUGAGCCCUGAGCUCCCCCCCAGCCAGCUCGGGGACCUGCCUUCAUGUACCCGCACGAUGUCCGGGAAGCAUUACAAGGGCCCGGAGGUCAGCUGCUGCAUCAAGUACUUCAUAUUCGCCUUUAAUGUCAUCUUCUGGUUUUUGGGAAUCGCCUUUCUGGGAGUCGGGCUAUGGGCAUGGAGUGAAAAGGGCGUGCUUUCCAACAUCUCCUCCAUCACGGACCUUGGUGGGUUCGAUCCUGUUUGGCUCUUCCUGGUUGUGGGAGGCGUGAUGUUUAUCCUAGGUUUUGCUGGCUGCAUUGGAGCUCUCCGGGAAAACACUUUCCUCCUGAAAUUUUUUUCAGUUUUCUUGGGAAUUAUUUUCUUCUUGGAGCUCACAGCUGGCGUCCUCGCAUUUGUCUUUAAAGACUGGAUUAAGGAUCAGCUGUAUAUAUUUAUCAACAGCAACAUCAAAGCAUACAGAGAUGAUAUUGACCUGCAAAACCUCAUUGACUUCACACAGGAAUACUGGCAGUGCUGUGGGGCAUUUGGAGCUGAUGACUGGAAUCUGAAUAUUUACUUCAACUGCACAGAUGCCAAUGCCAGUCGAGAGCGCUGUGGAGUGCCAUUCUCCUGCUGCACUAAAGACCCUGCUGAAGAUGUCAUCAACACUCAAUGUGGCUACGAUGUCAGGCAGAAGUCAGAACUUGACCAGCAAGCGACCAUACAUACCAAGGGCUGUGUUCCUCAGUUUGAGAAGUGGCUGCAAGAUAAUCUAACCAUUGUGGCUGGGGUGUUCAUAGGCAUUGCAUUACUGCAGAUUUUUGGCAUAUGUCUGGCUCAGAAUUUGGUGAGUGACAUUGAAGCUGUCAGGGCCAGUUGGUAAAGCUAUUCCUUAGAGACCAAGCUCGGCAGAAGACACUGGAAGCAGAUACUGAGCCUGGCAGCUCAAUACCGUGGUCCAGGGCCAAGAAUGUUCACAUCCCAAUUUUGAGUGAUGUAGGAGAAUUCCUUGGCGGCUUUUGCAUAACUAAUGGCACAAGCUAAUAGUGCAGAUCGUUUCCCUGCAAAAAAAGCAUUACAAUGUUUACAGGGAAGUGACUGUGAACACGAACUAUCCCGGAGCUUUUAUUGUGUUUCUGAUUGCAUGUGGUAAGGUUUACAGAAUAUUUGUGAAAAGAGCAUUAUCUCACCAUCGUGCAGCACACAAUGAAUGCACAUGUUUUGGCAGAUGUAUAAUUCCUUUAUUAAUAGCACAACAGUCAGAUAUUUGAUCAGCCUGGUAUGUCUAUGGUUACACUGUCCUGUAUAUACUACAUGAGAUGGCAGCUGGUACAGUAUGUUGUUUCUAAUUUUACAGUCUAGUUUAAUAGACUGAGAGUGAGAAAAGCAGGCACAUGGUGUCAUGGCUGGCGGCUAAUAUAGACCCCAUUAGACCAGAGAUUCCACACUUCACAAUUUGUUUGUACUUUUGAUGGUGUUUUAUGCUGUGUAACAAUUCACCGAUGGCAAGAAGCAACUAUGUGUUUAUGUGAUCAUUGCGCCUGUCCUUAUAGUCCUAUGAAACUCAUACAGUACUACCUUCACACAAAAAUAUUUCUCAGAUUAAAAGUGUGUUAGAAUGAAAGUAUUUCGGAAAACACAUUAAAUUAGGGUCUGCGGUAAUCUGAAGUUUUCUAAGACCUUUGGUGCUAAUAUCUAACAUAUCAAAUGCACCUCCUUGUGAAUCAAUUAUCUUACUGUGACAGAUAAAGAGCUCAACUACAUUUUUAUAGAAAUCCUAAAAAAGACAGGUUGCCUAGCAACACAAGUGCCUCCUCUUUCAGUGACUACUGUUCUGCUGGACACAAUGAAAAAACACAGACUCCUUAAAGCGUCACUGAGGUUUCAACAAAUUUUGCAUUAAUCAAUAGUACAGAAUGUGUACAUGAGGAAUAACAUUAUUUCUGGUAAUUAUAUCACUUGUAUCUGGCAUUUUUUAGCAGUUUCCCUCUGUGCUUGCUGAAUAUUUGGUCUGCAGUUCUCUCAGACAUGGUGAAUGGAGAUGAGCGGCUAUCCACUGCACACACAGAAAGUAGAGGAGAAUGUACUUCCUAACCUUCUCUUAUUCACUCAGAAGCAGCCCCAGUAUAAUGAUGGGCAUUACUGAGAAGUACUGAGCUAUAACCUUCCUCUGUAGCUGUGCAGUCUCUCUUUGUCUGUGCCUGUCUCCUCAGCUCCUGCUUACUCCUCCCCUUUCCAAAGACUUGCAUUGACAUGUGUAAUAUGAUCCUCUUGCAGAAAUCAUCCAUCCUGGAAGGAAAAGGAAUUUUUUUAAGUGAAAAACAAUUAGCAGGGUAACAGGAGAACUAGACAUUACUCACUGAAACAUUACAAAGUUUCUUAUGGUCACUUGUACUAUUGAUUUAUGCAAAGUUAUGUGAACAUUUAUUGACCAUUUAAGCCAGUGUCAGAAUUCAAUUUUUAAUAAGUUCAACAACAUUUAACAAGUAUUUUUCU